Messenger RNA from Sinocyclocheilus grahami, 11094 nucleotides. Its product is annotated as low-density lipoprotein receptor-related protein 1B-like. The transcript has 70 exons. The coding region runs from base 70 to 11094 and encodes 3674 amino acids. Gene Ontology annotation, cellular component: plasma membrane; signaling receptor complex. Gene Ontology annotation, molecular function: low-density lipoprotein particle receptor activity; calcium ion binding; protein binding. The record is from RefSeq and is a predicted model, not a curated record. Lineage: Eukaryota; Metazoa; Chordata; Actinopteri; Cypriniformes; Cyprinidae.
GGGCAUCAUCAUCAUCGGCGCUGCGCGGAUAACGGAUCUCGGAUCUCCUCAGGACUACAUCCAGCCACGAUGUCCGACUUUAUUUUGGCGUUUCUGAGCAUGUCGGGAUUAAUUCUGCUGGUUAAAACGCUGACAGUGGCUGGGGCUGAGCAAGCAUGUGACGUGGAGGAAUAUCUGUGUGCGGACGGCCGCAGCUGUGUUUCUGAGAGCUGGCUGUGUGACGGGGAGCUCGACUGCCCCGACGGCUCUGAUGAAACACCAUUCAUAUGCUUCCGGCAGGUAAAGGUGAGAUGUCCCGUCAAUCACCUCCAAUGCCUCGGUACCCACAGGUGUGUUCAUUUCAGUACACUCUGCAAUGGAGUACGAGACUGUGAGGAUGGAUAUGACGAGGGUGUGCACUGCCGCGAGUUGGUGGAUAGCUGCAAGGAGCGAAGAUGUCAGUUUGACUGUGUGAUCAUGAGAAACGGGACGUCCUGUUUCUGUGGGGAAGGUUUCGAACUGGAUGAGGACGGGAGGCGGUGUCGAGAUCAUGAUGAAUGCAGGGAUUAUGGGACAUGCAGUCAAAUCUGUACGAACACACAGGGAUCGUACAGAUGCGCUUGCACAGAUGGCUUCAGCCUGCAGGCCAACAGACGAUCCUGCAAAGCCAAAACAGAUCCUGGUGAUAAACCUCCGGUUCUGUUGACAACAAAUAUGAAUUCUAUAUCAGUUGUUUACCUCAAUGGAUCAUCUAUGCCAAAUCUCAAGUCCAUGGAGACAAAUGGGACUCAAAUAUUGGACUUUAUUUAUAGAGAAGAGUCACUCUGUUGGCUCUCAGUGGCCCAGGAUACAGGUCAGCUGUGGUGUGCCCGCAUGACCAAACUCAAAGGCUUUUCAGAAAAACACCAGAUACGGAUAGGUCAGAACCUACAAAAUGUGGAGCAUAUGGCCAUCGACUGGUUGACAGGAAACUUCUACUUCGUAGACAGAGUGAAUGACCGGAUAUUCGUGUGCAGCGAACAGGGAGAUGCAUGUGUCACCAUCAUCGACCUGGACAUCCAGAACCCUAAAUGCCUAGCGCUGGAUCCCAUCAUGGGCAAACUCUUUUUCACGGAUUAUGGGACGGUAGCCAAGGUGGAACGCUGCAAUAUGGACGGCACCAACCGAACCAGGAUAGUAGAGUAUAAAACUGAACAGCCGACCGCCGUGACAUUGGACUUGGUGAAGAAGCUCGUCUACUGGGCAGACGCUUAUCUGGAUUUUAUCGAAGUUGUGGAUUACAAUGGCAAGAACAGACACACGAUCAUCCAAGGAAGCUCGGUGUCGCACCUGUACGGAUUUGCACUCUUUGAAGAUUACCUGUUUGCGACAUGCUCUGAACCCUCCAGAGAGAGCAAGGUGGACAUAUUUAGGAUAAAUCGCUUUAACAGCAGUGACACAAACACCAUUACUACUUUGGAAAGUGCCAGAGCUGUCCGAGUUUAUCACAGAUUGGCUCAACCUACAGUCAGGACUCACGCAUGCAGCCCUGAUACACACGGACGAAAGGGUGGAUGCUCGCAUAUCUGUCUCCUGAGCCACAACUACAAAUCACGCAUGUGCCGCUGCCGGACCGGCCACGUCCUUGCCAGCGACGGGAAGUCAUGCAAAAAACCAAAGAAUGAGCUGUUCCUGUUUUACGGAAAAGGACGGCCUGGGGUUAUCAGAGGUCUGGAUAUGAAUAUCAAGUCUGGAGAUGAACAUUUGAUUCAAAUCGAAGGGCUCGUGAGUCCCAGAGCGCUGGAGUUCCAUGCAGAGAGUAGCUACAUCUACUUUGCCGACACCACAAGCUUCCUAAUUGGACGGCAGAAGAUUGACGGAACCGCUCGGGAAACGAUCCUUAAGGACGAGCUGGAUAAUGUUGAGGGUAUUUCGGUGGACUGGAUAGGAAAUAACCUGUUCUGGACAAAUGAUGGUUAUAGAAAGACCAUCAGCGUGGCCGGGCUGGACCGGCCCUCGCAGACCAGGAGAACACUUUUAGAAGGCAAUAUGUCUCAUCCCAGGGCCAUUGUUGUGGAUCCUCUAAACGGAUGGAUGUAUUGGACGGACUGGGAGGAGGAUGAGUUAAUUGACAGCAGAGGAAGGAUAGAGAAGGCCUGGAUGGAUGGAUCUCACCGUCAGAUCUUCGUCACAUCCAACAUGCUGUGGCCUAACGGCCUCACUCUGGACCACUCCUCCAGUGUCAUGUACUGGUGUGACGCCUACUAUGACCACAUUGAGAAAAUCUACCUCAACGGCAGCCACAGAACGGUGGUGUACAGUGGGAAAGAGUUGAAUCAUCCAUUUGGGAUUGCGCAUUACCAGAAUUACAUAUUCUGGACGGAUUACAUGAACGCCUCGAUAUUCCGUCUGGAUUUGUCAUCCAAUGAUGUUGCCCUAAUGCGGGCUGAAAGACCACCUCUCUUCGGGAUUCAGGUGUAUGACCCACAGAGCCAGAAAGGUAAUAACCAGUGUUCGGCAAAUCACGGUGGCUGCGGCUCUUCGGCUCUAUGCCUUGCUACGCCUGCAGGUCACAUGUGCGCCUGCGCAGACGGCCAACAUUUGGAGAAAGAUAACAUCACCUGUUCAUCCCCAUCAGAGGUCACUAAGACAAAGCGCUGUGGCCCAGUGGAGUUUCAGUGCCAGAACCAGCGUUGCAUUCAGCUCUCAUGGAAGUGUGAUGGGGAUGAUGACUGCUCAGAUGGCAGCGAUGAAGAUCCACACCUCUGCACCAAUCGCAGCUGCCCAGCGGACCAAUUUAAAUGCCUGAACAACCGCUGUAUCCCGAAGAGAUGGCUGUGUGACGGCACCGAUGACUGCGGCAGCAACGAGGAUGAGUCCAACCACACCUGCUCGGCCCAAACCUGCCAGCCGGGCCAGUUUCCCUGUGAGAAUGGACGCUGCAUCCCGGAGAACUGGCGCUGUGACCGUGAUGAUGACUGCGGGGAUCAGUCGGAUGAGUCUUCGUCAUGUGACUUCCCAACUUGUGAACCGCUGACCCAGUUUGGCUGUACUAAUGGGAAAUGCAUCAGUGUGAAAUGGCACUGUGAUUCCGAGGAUGACUGUGGGGACGGCAGUGAUGAGGUGGGCUGCGUUCACGCCUGUUCUGUGGCUCAGUUUCAGUGCUCCAGCGGGAAGUGCAUCCCUGAGCACUGGAUGUGUGACGGGGACAAUGACUGCGGUGACCUCAGCGACGAGAACGCCACCUGCUCCAGGACAGUGCUCUCCGCCUUUACCGACUGCAGUGAGAAAGAGUUCCACUGCCGUGGCGACGGAACCUGCGUUCCUGAAAUAUGGCGCUGCGACGGAGACAAAGACUGCGAGGACGGUAGCGAUGAAUUCGCCUGUGAGGGAGCCAAGAGAAUGUGCGACCCCAAGGCAAAGUUCACUUGCAAGGUCUCAGGGAAAUGCGUUAGUAAGGACUGGGUGUGCGAUGGAGACAUCGACUGCGAGGACCAAUCGGAUGAGGAGGGGUGUGAAGUGUCCAUCUGUAAGCCUCCGAAGUUCCCAUGUGGCAAUGACACGUCUGUGUGCCUCCCGCCAGAUCGAAUCUGUAACGGCUGGAGGGACUGUGCCGACCAUUCUGACGAGGGACCCUACUGUGAUGAGUGUUUGGUGAGGAAGGGCGGCUGCAGUCACGAGUGCUUGGUGGCGCCGGGUAAAGGGGUCGUGUGUUCCUGUCCGGUGGGGUUCCAGCUGGGUUCGGACAGCCGGACAUGCGAGGUCCUGGAUUACUGUACCAAGCACCUACGCUGCAGCCAAGUGUGCGAACAGCACAAGAAUACUGUGAAAUGCUCCUGCUAUUCAGGCUGGAGUCUUGGACCUGAUGGAGACAGCUGUUAUAGUACAGAUCCUUUUGAGGCGUUCAUCAUUUUUUCCAUCAGACACGAAAUUCGCCGAAUCAACCUGCAAAGGGGCGACUACAGCCUGUUAGUCCCCGGGCUCAGGAACACCAUUGCUUUGGAUUUCCAUUUCAGCCAGAGCCUGCUGUAUUGGACCGAUGUUGUAGAGGACAAAAUUUACCGUGGGAAGCUGUCAGAGGGUGGCGGUGUUUCGUCAAUCGAGGUGGUGGUCCAGCAUGGUCUAGCCACUCCAGAAGGCCUUGCCGUUGAUUGGAUAGCGGGAAAUCUCUAUUGGAUCGACAGCAACCUGGACCAGAUUGAGGUGUCCAAGCUGAAUGGCGAAUUACGAACCACCCUCAUCGCCGGGGGUAUGGAACACCCUCGGGCCAUCGCCGUGGACCCCGGCCAGGGUGCCUUGUUCUGGACCGACUGGGACGCCACGUUUCCUCGCAUUGAAGGCGCUUCCAUGAGCGGGAAACGGCGACAUGUGGUUUUCAAGGACAUGGACUCCGGCGCUUGGCCCAACGGACUGACCUUGGACCACAUGGAGAGCAGGAUAGUAUGGACAGACGCCCGAUCUGACGCUAUAUACUCUGCUCUAUAUGACGGAACGGGGAUGAUUGAAAUUCUCAGAGGCCACGAGUUCCUCUCUCACCCCUUCGCCGUGUCUCUCUUUGGUGGGAGUGUUUAUUGGACUGACUGGAGGACCAACACUUUGACAAAGGCCAACAAAUGGACCGGGGCCAAUGUAACUGUGAUCCAAAAAACCAGCGCCCAACCCUUCGAUCUGGAGAUAUACCAUCCUAGCAGGCAGCCACAAACUCCUAACCCAUGUGCAGGUAACAAAGGAAGAGGCCCGUGUUCUCACCUCUGCCUUAUAAAUUAUAAUGGUUCUGCAUCUUGCUCCUGUCCACAUCUCAUGAAACUGUCGGCCAACAACCGAAGCUGCCAAGGUGUGAAGAAGUUUCUGUUAUACGCUCGAAGAUCUGAGAUUCGAGGAGUGGACAUCGACAACCCGUACCUCAACGUCAUCAUGGCCCUCACCGUACCCGAUAUCGAUGACGUCUCGGCGAUGGAUUACGAUGCUGUAGACGAGAGGAUUUACUGGGCCGAUGUGAAGACCCGAACGAUAAAAUGGGCGUUCAUUAACGGAACCAAACUCGAAACCGUCCUGUCUGGAGACCUAUCUAAUGUCCGUGGCCUGGCUAUUGACUGGCUGUCGAGAAACAUGUACUGGAUGAGCUCAGACAACGAUGAGUCCCACAUUAACGUCGCCCGUCUUGAUGGAUCUCUCAAAACCACCGUCGUUCACGGCAUGGACAAACCCAAGUGUCUCGUCCUGCAUCCAUCUAAAGGGAAGAUGUUCUGGAUGGAUGGAGGCACUAUAAAUAUGGCCAAUAUGGAUGGCAGCAACAUCAAGAUUUUGCACCAGAACCAGAAUGAGCCUGUUGGGCUGACGAUUGACUACUCGGCCAACAAGUUAUACUGGAUAAGUUCCGGAAACGGAACCAUUAAUAGGUGCAACCUGGAUGGGAGUGGCCUGGAUGUGAUUGACAGCUUGAAAAAAGAGCUCCGGAAAGCCACGGCAUUAGCAGUGAUGGGUGGGAAGUUGUGGUGGGCAGAUGAUGUUCUCGCUCAGCUGGGAACCAUUAACAAGAGGGAUGGAAAAAACCUGACGGUUCUUCGGAAUAAGACCACAGGCAUUGUCCACAUCAAAGUGUAUGACAAAGACAGUCAGAAAGGUCGCAAUCCUUGUAUACCGAACAACGGCGGUUGUUCCCAGAUUUGCCUUCCCACUUCUGAAACAACCCGGACGUGUUCUUGUACUACGGGCUACAACCUUCGUCCGGACCGCUCCACCUGUGAAGGUCUUCAGUCUUUCCUGAUGUACUCCGUUAAUGAAGGUAUAAGAGGACUGUCUCUGGAUCCCAGCGAUAACUCUGAAGUUUUGAUGCCGCUAACUGGCACUCUGUUCGCCGUGGGACUGGACUAUCAUGCCGGAAAUGAUACAUUGUACUGGACGGACAUGGGCUCCAACAGAAUCUCUAGAUCCAGUCGAGAUCAGACCUGGAGAGAGGACAUUGUCACAAGUGGUCUUGGACGUGUUGAAGGACUUGCAGUGGACUGGAUUGCAGGUAAUAUUUACUGGACGGACCAUGGCUUAAAUCUCAUUGAGGUCGCUCGAUUGAAUGGCAUGUUCCGCGCCGUGGUGCUAUCUGACGGUCUUGAUCAACCCAGAGCCAUUGCUGUGCAUCCAAUGAAAGGGUUUCUCUUCUGGACAGAGUGGGGCCAGAGUCCUACCAUCUCCAGGUCACAUCUCGAUGGUUCAGCGCAAUCCGUGCUUGUUAGCACCGGACUAGCAAGGCCCAACGGCAUCUCCAUAGACUACCAGGAAAAUAAAUUAUACUGGUGCGACGCCCGCAACAACAAGAUUGAAAGAAUCAACCUUGAGCGGGGUGAGCAGAGGGAGAUUGUGUUCUCAUCGAGUGGGGUGGAUAUGUUUUCCAUAGCAGUCUUUGGGGCUUACCUCUUCUGGUCUGACAGAGCCUACGCCAAUGGAUCCAUCCGCCGUGCUUCCAAGAAGGAUGCCGUGGACGUAGUGACCAUCAGGAGCGGCUUGGGCGUCAGUCUGAAAGAUGUGAAGGUCUUUAACCAGGAUCGGGAGAAAGGUACGAACGCUUGCAGCAGAGCAAACGGAGGAUGCCAGCAACUUUGUUUUUACUUGGGGAAUAACCGGAAAACUUGUGCUUGCGCCCACGGAUAUCUUGCUCAGGAUGGACUCCAUUGCAACAGAUACGAGGGUUACCUGCUGUACUCCGAGAGGACCGUUUUGAGGAGUAUUCAUCUAUCGGAUGAGAAUAACCUCAACUCGCCAAUAAGGGCGUACGAGAACCCAAAUUAUUUUAAAAACGUUAUAGCUUUGGCCUUUGAUCAUCAUCAGAAAACGCACGGAACCAAUCGGAUUUUCUUUAGCGAUGUUCAUUAUGGGAAUAUACAAGUCAUCAAUGACGACUGGACAGGACGACGCGUCAUUGCUGAGAAUGUUGGUUCUGUGGAGGGACUGGCGUACCACCGAGGAUGGGACGUCCUGUACUGGACGAGCUCCACCACAGCCACCAUCACCCGCCACAGCAUCGACCAGACCAGACCAAACACUUUCAAUAGAGACACGGUGGUCUCCCUGUCUGAGGAGGACCACCCACACGUCCUCACUCUGGAUGAAUGUCAGAACUUGAUGUUCUGGACUAACUGGAACGAGCAGAAGCCAAGCAUCAUGAGGUCGACCUUAACCGGCCGGAAUGUCCGCGUCAUUGUUAGUGUGGAUGUCAUCACCCCUAAUGGACUCACCAUCGACCACAAAGCCGAAAAGCUGUAUUUUUCCGACGGCAGUCUCGGCCACAUCGAGAGGUGUGAUUACGACGGCUCGCACAGAUACGUGAGUAUGGAGCCGCUUUGUGUCUUGAUGUUCUGGACUAACUGGAACGAGCAGAAGCCAAGCAUCAUGAGGUCGACCUUAACCGGCCGGAAUGUCCGCGUCAUUGUUAGUGUGGAUGUCAUCACCCCUAAUGGACUCACCAUCGACCACAAAGCCGAAAAGCUGUAUUUUUCCGACGGCAGUCUCGGCCACAUCGAGAGGUGUGAUUACGACGGCUCGCACAGAUACAGCAUGAAGAGGUUUUCACCUGUCGAGACGACAGCUCUGAUAUCAGAACGUCAUGCAGAUGCAUCUGCCACAUCUUUCAUCCUGAUCCCCCACACACGUGCAGGUGGCGAUGAACACUUGGGAAUAAAGACGUCUCGACCGCACGAGGGGGAUCUGAUUGGUUCUCCUGGUUUUCAGAGUGAUGACACCAGCCUAUCAGAGGGCAGCACGAUCGACCUCAGGAAACCCGGCGAGGAAGAGGAUGAAUACUCUGAGACGGCUGAAGAGGCCAUGGAGCCAGAAAACUGCCUUCCUGACUGUGAGUCAUCCCCCUGCAGCGUGAAUAAUGGAGGGUGCCAUGACCUUUGCCUUUUGACUCCACUUGGUGUGGUAAACUGUACUUGCCGUGGAGAACGGAUUUUACUGGAUGAUAACAGAUGUGUAUCCAUGAACUCCUCCUGUAACAUCCACUCUGAGUUCCAGUGCGGAAAUGGGGAAUGCAUCGAUUACCAACUUACAUGUGAUGGCAUCGAGCACUGCAAAGACAGGUCGGAUGAGAAGAUGCAGUAUUGCGAGAACCGGAACUGCAGACACGGCUUUAAAUCGUGCUAUAACCAGCGCUGUGUGGCCAACCAUCGAUUCUGUAAUGGCGUGAAUGAUUGCGGGGAUAACUCAGAUGAAGUUUACUGUAACAAUUCCUCGUGUUCGUCCUCUGAUCGACGUUGUGCAGAUGGUGCCUGUAUUCCUGCAUCAUCCUGGUGUAAUCAGAUCAUCGAUUGCGCUGACACAUCGGACGAGAAAAGCUGUAAUAGCACAGACUGCAUGGAAUACUACAGAUUGGGUUCUCGUGCCAGCAACAGUGAAAGGUUUCUAAGCUGCAAUUCCACGUCGCUGUGUGUUCAUCCCUCCUGGAUCUGUGAUGGAGCCAACGACUGUGGGGAUUACGCAGACGAAAUACACUGCCACGCUUCUUCAAUUCAUACAUGUGAGGACGGCCAUUUUGCAUGUCCCAGUGGAAACUGCAUCUCCAGCGUCUGGUUGUGCGAUGGACAGAAAGACUGCGAGGACGGAGCGGAUGAAUUUCAAUGCGAUUCAUCGUGCCUUUGGAAUCAGUUCGCCUGCUCAAAAAACAAGUGCAUCGCCAAACAGUGGCUCUGUGACGGGGAGGACGACUGCGGUGACGGAUUGGACGAAAGCGAGGAAAUUUGCGGCUCGGCAACAUGCGCCCCCGGUUUGUUCAGUUGCCCAGGAUCGUACGCUUGUGUACCCAGGAACUGGUUAUGUGAUGGGGAGAGAGAUUGUCCCGAUGGUAGCGAUGAACUAGCGGUAUCUGGCUGUGCUCCGAACAACACGUGCACCGAGAGCACGUUCCAGUGCCGGAACCAGAACUGUGUCCCGCGGCGUUUCGUGUGUGACCAUGACGACGACUGCGGGGAUGGUUCUGACGAGUCUCUGGAAUGCGAAUAUCGUUUAUGCAAAGAGGAGGAGUUCCGCUGCGCAGAUGGGCGGUGUUUAUUGAGAGCCCAAUGGGAGUGUGAUGGCUUCCCCGAUUGUUUGGACCAAUCGGACGAGCUGCCACUCAACCCAAAGUGUUCCGCUGCAGAAAGUUUGUGCAACGGUUCGGUUUUCAUGUGCGCAAACGGCCGCUGCGUCCCGCUGGGGAGCGUGUGUAAUCAGCACGACGACUGCGGCGACCGAUCCGACGAGAGGAACUGCCACGUUAACGAGUGUUUGAACCGUAAAGUCAGCGGCUGUACCCAGGACUGUCAAGACCUACCCGUGGGAUACAAGUGUACGUGUUGGCCGGGGUUUCGUCUGAAAAACGACGGCAGGACCUGCAUUGACGUGGACGAAUGUUCCGAGAACUUUCCCUGCAGUCACCAGUGCAUCAACACCUACGGGUCUUUUCACUGCCUGUGUGCCGACGGGUACCAGCGUCCUGCCAGUAACCCGCACAGCUGCAGGUCUCUCUCAGCAGAGGAGCCUUUUCUUAUUCUAGCUGACCAUCACGAAAUCCGAAAGAUCAGUUUGGAUGGAUCAAACUACACACUUCUGAAACAGCAUAUGGAGCAUAAUUCAGACACAACAUCCAAAAGCACAGAGGAAAGUGCGGUAUCAACAGCCACCUCGGAGUUUAAAUGCCAGCCCGGAAGGUUCCAGUGUGGAACGGGUUUGUGUGCCCUCCCUCCCUUCAUCUGUGAUGGAGAGAACGACUGCGGAGACAACUCCGAUGAAGCCAACUGUGACUCGUAUAUCUGCCUGUCUGGCCAGUUUAAGUGCACUCACCGGCAAAAGUGCAUCCCUAUAAACCUGCGGUGUAACGGACAGGAUGACUGCGGAGACGGUGAAGAUGAAACCGAUUGCCAAACGAUAAAGACUUUCUUUUACUCUACCAGCAAAAUACAGUGUGCACAGCUGCAUCUCACCCUCACCAUUCUGAACUUUUCUCCUAGGAAGCAUUUGUUCCCUACGGUGGUUCACAGAACGUCUGUCCCCAGUGCUCUCGCUGUGGACUGGAUCGGCAAGAACUUGUACUGGUGUGACGGCCAGAGAAAGACCCUGGAGGUGGCGAAAGCUAAUGGACUCUACCCGACUGUACUGCUGAGGACUGGAUUGAGGAAUCCAACCGCUCUUGCUCUCGACACUCACAUGGGAUAUGUGUUCUGGAUCGACUGCUGCGAGCAGCCCCAAAUUGGACGGAUCGGAAUGGACGGCAGCAAGCCACGUGUCAUAGUCGAUACAGAAAUACGUGUUCCCUCAGCCUUGACCAUUGACCACAUCAACAAAAGGAUCUACUGGGCUGACGAGAACCAUAUCUUGUUUUCGAACAUGGAUGGUACAAAAAGACACAAAGUCCCAGUCAAGGACAUAGGUGGCAUAACCGGUCUCACACUCUUUGAGGACUUCAUCUACUGGAGCGACCAGAAGUCAAAAACCCUCAGUCACUCGCACAAGACGUCCGGUGGCCAACAUACAGAACUCCUCAGCUCCUGGCAAACCAUUCGAGACAUUAAAGUCUACCAUCCACUCCGACAGCCUGAUGUGCCAAAGCAUCAGUGUCAAGUGACUAAUGGAGGGUGCAGUCACCUAUGCCUUCUUUCCCCUGGUGGGGGAUACAAGUGUGCUUGCCCUACACACUUCUACCUGGCAAACGACAACAAAACAUGUCUGUCUAACUGCACCGCCAGCCAGUUCUUUCUUUCUUUCUUGGUUAGUUGUUUUACUGAUUUGUCCUCUCAUUUGUUUACAGCGGAGUUUAAAUGCCAGCCCGGAAGGUUCCAGUGUGGAACGGGUUUGUGUGCCCUCCCUCCCUUCAUCUGUGAUGGAGAGAACGACUGCGGAGACAACUCCGAUGAAGCCAACUGUGACUCGUAUAUCUGCCUGUCUGGCCAGUUUAAGUGCACUCACCGGCAAAAGUGCAUCCCUAUAAACCUGCGGUGUAACGGACAGGAUGACUGCGGAGACGGUGAAGAUGAAACCGAUUGCCAUGAAAAGACAUGUGGGCCGCAUGAAUUUCGCUGCAAGGACAACAACUGCAUACCGGACCACUGGAGGUGUGACGGGCAGAGCGACUGUAGCGACAAUUCAGACGAGGAGAACUGCAGUACGUGA